Messenger RNA from Panicum hallii, 3844 nucleotides. RefSeq names its product glycine dehydrogenase (decarboxylating), mitochondrial-like. Gene Ontology annotation, cellular component: apoplast; chloroplast envelope; mitochondrion. The record is from RefSeq and is a predicted model, not a curated record. Bases 528 to 3623 code for a protein of 1031 amino acids. The transcript is spliced from 15 exons. Gene Ontology annotation, molecular function: glycine binding; glycine dehydrogenase (decarboxylating) activity; pyridoxal phosphate binding. Gene Ontology annotation, biological process: glycine decarboxylation via glycine cleavage system. Lineage: Eukaryota; Viridiplantae; Streptophyta; Magnoliopsida; Poales; Poaceae.
CGCCGGCGUCGUGCCCGCAGCCGCUCCCUCUCGCUCGUCCCAUCCGCCCACCCGGCGAUUCCCCUCCCCCCGCGCCCGUUCCCACUCCGCCGUGCUGCCCCGGCCGCCGGCUUCCGUGGCCGGGCUCCUCGUCCAUCCAAACGCCAUCCGCGCGCCCCGCCUCCCGUUGCCGAUCAAGGUGUCAGCGCGGACGUCACCCUGAGAGAUCUCACCGCCGGUCCCCGUGCCGUGCGUGCUUUCCAACUCACUCCACAACAACUAGGCGCAGGCGGAUCAUCGUCAUCCCCAGUCGCCACCGGAGAGGAGGAAAUUUGUUUUAUUUUUCCUCAUUUUCUUUCCUCCCCCUUCCUUUCUCCGGACGCGCCGAUAUAAAUCAUCGGCCAACCACAUCACUCGCCCGCCCAGUCGCAGCACCAGCCGCUCUUCUCGGCAGGAGCGGAAGCGGAGGCCCCCCACCACCCCGGGGACUCGCCACUUCCAUUCCCCCUCCCUCUCGCCGCGCGAGUUCCACCCACCCCACCAACCGGAUGGAGCGCGCACGCCGCCUCGCCAACCGCGCGCUGCUGCGCCGCCUGCUGGCGGCGGCCGGGUCCAACACGUCCCCGGCCCCCUCCCGCGGCAUCUCCACCCUGGCGCCCGCGCCGCCGGGGAAGCAGCGCCCGCGCGCGCGGGGCGCGCACCAGCACGCGCAGGACCGGCAGGUGUCGGCGUCGGCGCUGCAGCCGAGCGACACCUUCCCGCGGAGGCACAACUCCGCCACGCCCACCGAGCAGGCCGCCAUGGCGUCCACCUGCGGGUUCAACACCGUCGACGCGCUCAUCGACGCCACCGUCCCGGCCGCCAUCCGCGCGCCGCCGAUGCACUUCGCCGGCAAGCUCGACGAAGGGUUCACCGAGUCCCAGAUGAUCAACCACAUGCAGCGCCUCGCCUCCAUGAACAAGGCCUACAAGUCCUUCAUCGGGAUGGGCUACUACAACACCCACGUCCCGGGGGUGAUACUGCGCAACCUCAUGGAGAACCCCGCCUGGUACACCCAAUACACGCCGUACCAGGCCGAGAUCGCGCAGGGCCGCCUCGAGUCCCUGCUCAAUUUCCAGACCAUGAUCGCGGACCUCACCGGCCUCCCCAUGUCCAACGCAUCCUUGCUUGACGAGGCCACCGCCGCUGCCGAGGCCAUGGCUAUGUGCCUCGGCAUCGUGAGGGGCAAGAAGAAGACCUUCCUCAUCGCCUCCAACUGCCACCCGCAGACCAUCGACGUCUGCCAGACGCGCGCCGCCGGGUUCGACAUCAAAGUCGUCGUCGCGGACGCCAAGGACUUCGACUACAGCAGCGGCGACGUGUGCGGCGUGCUCGUGCAGUACCCCGGCACGGAGGGCGAGGUGCUCGACUACGCGGAGUUCGUCAAGGACGCGCACGCCCACGGCGUCAAGGUGGUCAUGGCCACCGACCUGCUCGCGCUCACCACGCUGCGCCCGCCCGGCGAGAUUGGCGCCGACAUCGCCGUGGGCUCCGCCCAACGGUUCGGCGUGCCCAUGGGUUACGGAGGCCCGCACGCCGCGUUCCUCGCCACGUCGCAGGAGUACAAGCGGCUCAUGCCCGGCCGUAUCAUCGGAGUUAGCGUCGAUUCCACCGGGAAGCCCGCGCUUCGCAUGGCGAUGCAGACCCGGGAGCAGCACAUCCGCCGGGACAAGGCCACCAGCAACAUCUGCACUGCCCAGGCCUUGCUCGCCAACAUGGCUGCCAUGUAUGCUGUCUACCAUGGUCCUGCGGGGCUGAAAGCGAUCGCUGACCGGGUUCAUGGCCUGGCUGGUACCUUCGCCCAUGGGCUGAAGAAGCUCGGGACAGUGACGGUGCAGGAUCUGCCGUUCUUCGACACGGUCAAGGUCACGUGUUCUGAUGCACGUGCAAUUGCCAAGGAGGCUGUCAAAAACGAGAUGAACCUUCGGGUUGUCGAUAAGAACACGAUAACUGUAGCGUUUGAUGAGACCACCACCUUGGAGGAUGUCGACAAGCUGUUUAAGGUGUUCAACAAUGGCAAACCAGCGAGCUUUACCGCUGAAUCCCUUGCGCCAGAGGUCUCAAGCUCAAUUCCUAGCAGCCUUGCUCGCGGGAGCCCCUACCUAACACAUCCAAUCUUCAACAUGUACCACACAGAGCACGAGCUUCUCCGCUACCUGCACAAGUUGCAGUCCAAGGAUCUCUCACUGUGCCACAGUAUGAUCCCUCUCGGUUCUUGCACGAUGAAACUAAAUGCUACUGUUGAGAUGAUGCCUGUAACAUAUCCCAACUUUGCAAACCUGCACCCAUUUGCCCCUACUGAUCAGGCUGCAGGCUAUCAUGAAAUGUUUGACGACUUGGGCGAUCUGUUAUGCAAGAUCACAGGAUUUGAUUCUUUCUCUUUGCAACCGAAUGCUGGCGCUGCAGGAGAGUAUGCUGGAUUAAUGGUUAUCCGUGCAUACCACCAUUCAAGAGGAGACCACCACCGUAAUGUCUGCAUCAUUCCUGUCUCAGCACACGGCACAAAUCCUGCAAGUGCUGCUAUGGUUGGAAUGAAAAUUGUUGCUGUUGGAACUGAUUCCAAGGGUAACAUAAACAUUGAGGAAUUGAGGAAAGCUGCGGAAGCAAACAAGGACAACUUGGCUGCUCUGAUGGUUACCUACCCUUCAACUCACGGAGUCUAUGAAGAAGGCAUUGAUGAGAUAUGCAGGAUCAUUCAUGAUAAUGGGGGGCAGGUCUACAUGGACGGAGCUAACAUGAAUGCUCAGGUUGGGCUAACAAGUCCUGGUUUUAUUGGAGCUGAUGUUUGCCACCUUAACCUUCACAAGACAUUUUGCAUUCCACAUGGUGGAGGUGGUCCUGGAAUGGGACCUAUCGGUGUUAAGAAGCACUUGGCAUCAUUUUUACCAUCUCACCCAGUGAUUCCCACUGGCGGCUUUCCCCUCCCUGAGAAAACCGACCCGCUUGGUACAAUUUCUGCUGCUCCAUGGGGAUCUGCUUUGAUUCUGCCAAUUUCCUACACAUACAUAGCCAUGAUGGGCUCACAGGGACUUACCGAUGCUUCAAAGAUUGCGAUCUUGAAUGCAAACUACAUGGCGAAACGACUAGAGAAGCACUACCCAGUUCUGUUCCGCGGAGUCAAUGGAACUGUUGCCCAUGAAUUCAUCAUUGAUUUAAGAGGGUUUAAGGCGACCGCUGGUAUUGAGCCAGAGGACGUAGCAAAGCGCUUGAUGGAUUAUGGAUUCCAUGCACCAACUAUGUCAUGGCCUGUUCCUGGCACACUUAUGAUUGAACCCACUGAAAGUGAGAGCAAGGCUGAGCUAGACAGGUUCUGUGAUGCUCUUAUCUCCAUCAGGGAAGAGAUUGCAGAGAUAGAAAAUGGCAAAGCAGAUACGCUCAACAAUGUCCUGAAGGGCGCUCCUCACCCACCCCAACUCUUGAUGAGUGACACAUGGAGUAAGCCGUAUUCCAGGGAGUACGCUGCAUUCCCUGCGGCAUGGCUCCGGGGUGCCAAGUUCUGGCCAACAACUGGUCGUGUGGACAACGUGUACGGGGACCGCAACCUCAUCUGCACGCUGCAGCCAGCGUCCCAGGUGGCGGAGGAAGCAGCAGCCGCUACUGCGUAAUCUUGUUGGAAUCCCGGCCGCAGCGUGUGAAACAGCCUCAAGAAACCGUAAUGCUUCCUGUAGGAGCGAGGCAUCCUCUCCUCUUCGCCCUUUCUGCAAUGUAUAUACUGCAUACUAGCGCAUGGCAGCUCCUGCUCCCCCCACAGCUGCCUCCUGUAAUUCUGUACUUCAUUGCCUCUCCAUUCCCCAUUUAAAAUCAAAAUUAGCUUUUAUUGACUAGA